This is a messenger RNA of Closterium sp. NIES-65, 885 nucleotides long. Lineage: Eukaryota; Viridiplantae; Streptophyta; Zygnematophyceae; Desmidiales; Closteriaceae. The record is from the annotation of a GenBank genome assembly.
AUGACUGACGCCUUCCUCGAGGUGGGUGAGAGGGUUGGGGAGAGGUGGGCGCGGGAGAGGGGAGUUGUGGGUGCGGGGAUAGGGCUGGGGGGUAGUUGGGAAGGGGCUGGGAGAUGGUUAGUCGUGGAGGGGGGUGGGGGUGGGGAUGGGGGAGGGGGGGGAGGGGGGGGGGGGUGUGUGUUGUGUGAGGAGGACCAUAUACCAGCAGUAGCAGAUCGCAUGGUGCUGCGCAAGCUGGUUCCAACAGACCGCAUCAUGGUGCUGCGUAAGCUCGCGCAGGACAUGCGCGAGUGGAUACACCGGCGGGUGAGCCAUGGGAUAAGGGGUGAUUGUUAUGGGAUGGUGCCGGUAAGCAAUGGGGGGGCCCGCGAGGAGGGGAGAAGGGGGAUUAGAAAAGACGGAGGGAUAGAGGGUGCUGGCACAGGACAUGCGCGAGUGGCCGGCCUGCGGGAUGUAGGGGCUCUCUCCUCUGCUCUUUGUCACCCCAUUCUUCCCCUAACCCUCCCCCCCUCCCCCUGCACGCCUCUUUCCAACGCGUCUUCCCCACUCCUCUCGCCCACACCACUCCACCACACCUACUCCCCACUCCCUCUCUCCUACCCCUCUCCCCCACGCCUUUCCCCCACGCAUUUUCCUCACCCCCCUCUCCCCCCCCCACCCCUUUCCCCCACGCAUUUUGCUCACCCCAUUCCCCCACCCACCCCCUUCCCCCACGCAUUUUUCUCACCCCUCUCCCCCACCUCUUUCCCCCGUGCAUUUUCCUCACCCCCCUCUCCCCCCCCAUCCCUUUCCCCCUCGCAUUUUGCUCACCCCUUUCCCCCACCCACCCCUUUCCCCCACGCAAUUUCCUCGCCCCUCUCCCCGUUCAAGAGGAUGCUGAUUUAA